CUCGACUCUUUGCCCUACACCCCUUCUUGGACCCGACUGUCCUCAAUUCAUCGGAACAUCACCGAGCUUGAAGAGGAUAUUGACCUGCCCAGUAGCGCCAUCGAAAGAGAUACAAGAACCCCGACUCGUCAACUUUUUUUAAUUCUGAAAACCGAUUCGUCAUGUCCACUGCAGACCACGGCCGAGACCCCUGCCCCUAUGUCAUCUUGAACGAUUUCGGAGGAGCGUUCGCGAUGGGUGCUAUUGGUGGUGGUAUUUGGCACGGUAUUAAGGGUGCUAGAAACUCCCCUCGAGGCGAACGUCUCCCCGGCUCUCUCUCCGCCAUCAAAGCCCGUGCCCCCGUGCUCGGUGGAAACUUUGGUGUCUGGGGUGGUCUCUUUUCGACAUUCGACUGUGCGGUGAAGGGGUAUAGGCAGAAGGAGGAUCCGUGGAAUGCUAUCAUGGCGGGGUUCUUGACGGGUGGCAGUUUGGCUAUUCGAUCUGGACCGAAAGCCGCGUUGGGAGGUGCUGUCGGAUGUGGUAUCCUGCUCGGUGUCUUUGAAGGUGUCGGUGUUUUGAUGAACAGGAUGUUUGCGCAGCCUAUUCCUCAGAUGCAAUUACCCGAACAAGCUCCCCCACCCACCCCUGCCGUCGCCUAAUUCAAUCUCCCACUCCUCUCCCCUCUCCCCCUUCCUCCUUUCCCUUGCCCAAUGACCUUCAAAUUCCCUAUCCCUAUCCCCCAGCUCCCUCCGACCAUCCUUCUUAAUACUAUCAGCAUAAUCCGCCAUUCCCCCUGGGGAUUGGCUUAUCUUUUCUUUGUAGCGUUUUGGCGAAUUUUCGCCGGGGGGGGGGGGCGGCUGAGGAGGGUUGGUGAGAAGCGAGAGGUGCGAAGUGAUAACGGAGACGAGG
Molecule: messenger RNA, 888 nt
Organism: Cryptococcus amylolentus CBS 6039
Lineage: Eukaryota; Fungi; Basidiomycota; Tremellomycetes; Tremellales; Cryptococcaceae
Exons: 6
Coding region: 162-638 (158 amino acids)
Biological process (GO): protein import into mitochondrial matrix
Cellular component (GO): TIM23 mitochondrial import inner membrane translocase complex; mitochondrial inner membrane
Molecular function (GO): transmembrane protein transporter activity
Source: RefSeq, a predicted model, not a curated record